UGUGCAUAAAUUACAACGGUCAUGAAUUAAACCGGCGGGCUACAAAUGAGUUAUUCAAAAGCAAAGUAGUUUAGUUUUAGGCUAGGCCUUAAAUUAGGUUGUUUAUCAUUUCGUUUAAGUGAUAACCGUUUGGAUAUGAAAGAGUCAAAAAGAAGAAUACCGUUACGUCAGCAGAGGUUGUGUUGUCGCCAACAAGGCAUCUUAUCAUUGCCAGAUGAGCUGCUUCUUCUUAUAUUCAAGGGUGUUGCCUGCAAGGAUCUACUUAAAAUAAGACAAGUUCAUCCACGAUUCAAGGAGCUUGUUGAUGCCACUCCUAGUUUAUGGAAAAAUGCAAGUUUUGUUGCUGAAUGGCCGUCGACUAAUAAUUUAAAUUUGUUUGAAAGGGCUGCAAAGCAAGGAAAUAUAGAGGCAUUGAUCAAAUUAGGGGUAGCAUACUUAUACUAUGAAGGAGCAGUGACAGACAGUGGGAGGAAGGACACAGAAUACAAUGGCCAAAUGGCAGCCAAGUACUUUCGUAAAGCUGAAAUUUGCUCAAAUGUUGCAUCUACCUUUAUGUGGUUGUUCAUCCGUCCCCCCUGGAAUACUAACGGUGCUUGCUGCAAGGCCUGCGUACUCAAUAGUAUGCAGAGUUCCUGCCGAAAUAACAAGAGUAAUGAUCCAUCUGUCUUGAUGUGCAUCGCAAAAACUUAUAGUCUCUCAGAGGAGGAAGAAAUGGAGAAAAACGCAAAAAUGUGGCUUGAGAAAGCGUAUCAAGCCGGCUCUCACGAUGCUGCAUAUUUACUUUGGAAAAACUCACAAUCCAUUCCGGGAUCUGUUAUUAAUAAUGAUCUUCACUCAAUUAGGAAACUGCGAGAGAUUGCAUCAAGUAGAUGCUUAGAUGCAAAGCUUGAAUUAUAUUCUGCAUACUGUAAAGGGUUUUAUGGAGGCCUAUCAUCUCAGCAAGUCACUUCCACUUUAAGGCAAUUCUUCCAAUCUUCCAUCCCAACCAACAAUCAGAAUCUUUACAGGGUACAGAAAUGUCUCAAUAAUGAGAUGAGAUAUAUUCUAGUUGAUUGGUUAGUAGAAGUGACAGGGAUGAAAGACUAUUCUUCAUUGACAUUACAUACGACAAUCUCCUGCAUCGAUCGUUACCUCAUGUCACGCAAAAUCACACGUGCCGACCUUCAGUUAGUUGGAAUUGCAGGCAUGGUUGUUUGUGCUAGAUUACUGGAAAAUGAUAUAAUUACAAUAAGAGAGGCUGCAUGGUUGACUGAUGGAACCUAUCAGUAUGAGGAUGUUGUAAGAAUGCUGGGAGAUAUUGUAGCAACACUUCAUGGCAAUCUACGGGUUUUGACUAUAGUUGACUAUCUCAACCUGCUCUGUUUACUGGUGUCAGCUGACAAAAAAAUAAAGGACAUGGCUUUAUACAUCUGUGAGAUUUCAUUACUCCAUUCAGACUUUGGCCCUGCACCACCAGCUAAGAUCGCAUCAUGUGCAUUAUACCUGGCAAGAAUAAUAUUCAAUGCAGAAUACCCCUGGUCAUCGACUAUGACUCUGUCUACUGGCUUUGAUAUUAGUGACCUUGAAGAAACCACUCUUAAGAUGCAUAGAAAAUGUUUCUCUGAGAGCCCCUUGACGGAUCAUCGGGAAGUGACACUAGUAGCAGUAAAACAACGCUACGCUUCGAAGGAACUAAGCAGUGUCAGUAGCAUUGAGUGCAUGCCAUAUGCAGUACUGUGUGACCUCCUUGGUGUCGAAUCAAGGACAUCAACAGUCGUGAGUCAUUCCAAGUUACCCGCCAUAGAAUCAUUCCUUAUGUCACCAUCAUCCAAAAAGAGACCAGCCGAUAUCAACGACGAAGAGGGAGGAAGUCGUCCGCGGCCGGUGACGCCGACUGCUGUGCUUGGGAUGCAGAAUAAUGCUGCAAACAUGGACAAUAAUCCCAAUGACAGUUUCUGUUCGAUAAAUUCCGGAUACGAAGGCGAUGAGGAAAGUGAAGGAGAGUUUGAUAGCUUUGUCUAUGAAGAAUUUGCAUUGUUAAACGAAAACAAGCAAAGUAGUGAACGUAUACGUAUGGAGUUCAACCUACAGAGUAAGAAUUGUAAUUUACCGUCAACAGAUGUCAAACCGUGUGUAUCUGUACUGUGCAACUCGCCUUCAAAAGUAUGUGCUAAAGAACCAAAAGCUAACCAUUCCAAAGUAAUCGUGCGUGAUCCCAACUGCAACUAUGAGUCCACGACGUGCACUAAGAAACGCAAAAGCAGGGGGCGUAGUUUUACCAUUGGAGGUGGGGGUAAGCUGGGGAUGAGGAGGAGCAGACCUGCUCUGUUAAGUGUACAUAAAAGAGUGUACCACCUUCGUAACAGUUCUCAUCAGCUUGUUGAACCAGAAAGCGGGCCAUCAAAUGUAAACCGCAAGUCUAUGCAACAUCUACGAAUGUGAGAUUUAAGAAAUGGAAUUUUGUUUUCCCUUCUUUUAUACUGCCAGUUUUAAAUUUAACCCCAAGGAAAGAUGUACAGAUUUGCUUUCAAAUGUUAUAUAUUGUUUUAUACUACAAAUUUUGUAUGAUUUUUGUAUCAUGCCAAAAAUAGAAUUCAAUUAUUAUAAUUAUCAUUAAUAUUUUUAUUAUAAUAAUUCUAAUAAUUAUUGUAACUAUUCAUGUUGUCUUUAUUAUGAUUGUAUUACUAUAUUAUGAUGAUUAAUAAGUUCAGCAUAUGCCUAAAUGCAGCUAAAUUGUGGCACAAGUUUAAUUCAAGAUUAGAAAUUCAAACUACCAGGCGAGUACAACUAGUAAUACAGUUGUAUUCUGGAGUUACAAUAAAAGAUUGUGUUGCCUGGCUGAAAUAUGCACUUUUCCAAAUUUGAAUUUGAUAGCUUACCUAUAUUAAACAAAUAAUGAAUGUUAAUGAGUGCAAUGGGAAGAAUAUUUCCAUGAGUUGAAUUAUUGACUGUUCCAUUCGACGAGGUGGAGUCAAAUUGAAUGGAACAGUCGAUCAUUCAACGAAUAAAAAUAUUCUUUCCAUUGCACGAAUAAAAAACCUUCAUUAUUUGUUUUAUAACACAUCUUAAAUUGUCCAGCAUCUUUUAACCAAUCCAAAGAUUGUAUUAGGCUGAAGUCAUGUUGUAUCCUAGACGCUGUGCAAUGGAGUUGAAAAUGCACAGUGGAACUAAAUUUCCAUGAUGAGUGACGAAAUAGGGUAAAUAACCACUGUCACGCACUACGAAAUCCACCAGUCAAAUGAUAAGAAUCUAUUUAGGUGUGUUAUAAAUUUCACUAGCCAAAGUUGAGUGAUGGUCAGCUAUGAAUGCUACUAGCAUUAGGCCUAAGACUAUAGUAAGGAAAACAUUCUGAUUGUCCACAUAGUAAGGCAAAACCUAAAUGUUUGGCCUUAUUCUGUAGUCAAUCUAAUUUGUACAGUUAGUUAAUUUUUUUCAAUUUAAUUUUUAAUUUAUUUUUAUAUGAUAAAAUUUAUAUUAUAUUCUUUUAUGUUGAUUUAAAUGUGUCUGUAAAUCUGUGAGCUAUCUCAUAAGGAAAAGAAAUUCUGUUUUUGAUAGAAAAUGUUUUGGAUAAAAAAAAAUGUAAAACCAGAUUUCCAGGUAUAUUACUUAAGAAUCUCAGCAUGUUCUUGAAAUUUGAUCCCUUACAGACUGAGUUUUAUAAAUCAUAAUUAUUUAAAUUCAGUAUUUGAAUUAAUUAAUUUUUAAAUCUUUUUUUUUUAUUAUAAAAGUAAUAGCAUACAUUUUCCGAGCCAUUUAACCAAUAUAUAAAUAUAAAUGUGUUGAUUCAAUAUAUAAAUAAUAUACCCAUAUAUGGACAAUGUACUGUAUAUCCAAAUGUGAACUUUCAGUGAAUGAAGUAUAAACAGAAAGUUUGCAGUAAACUACAGCAUUAGGAAACUUAAAUCAGGUAAAAUGUUCAGUACUUUAUGAUUUCUUAUUCAGUAUACUGUAGUAUUAAAAUGUAAUAAUAUGCUGCCAAAACAAAUGCAUUCCAAAUGUUUAAUGUUAUGCAAAUGUGUAUUUGAUAUUUGAUAGACUUUUGUCUACCUCAGAACUGUGUCAUGCAUGUGGCCCUCUCUCCUAUUUGGUACUGUAUCUUUGAAUUCUGGUCCUCUUAAAAUGUAAGUUUUUUUCAAUAUAUUUAUUAUCGCAGUGAGUUAAAAUGUUACUGUAAAAGUAUUUGUGACAUUUCUUGGAUUUUAUUUAUUAUUCUCCGAUUGUAAAUACAAAAAGUAUGCCGAUUAAAUGACUAAGUUAAUCA
Molecule: messenger RNA, 4240 nt
Organism: Anneissia japonica
Lineage: Eukaryota; Metazoa; Echinodermata; Crinoidea; Comatulida; Comatulidae
Product: cyclin-F-like
Exons: 15
Coding region: 136-2421 (761 amino acids)
Biological process (GO): mitotic cell cycle phase transition; regulation of cyclin-dependent protein serine/threonine kinase activity
Cellular component (GO): cytoplasm; cyclin-dependent protein kinase holoenzyme complex; nucleus
Molecular function (GO): cyclin-dependent protein serine/threonine kinase regulator activity; protein binding
Source: RefSeq, a predicted model, not a curated record